AUGAGAAUACACACUGGAGAAAAACCACAUCAAUGUGGUCGGUGUAAUAAGCGAUUUACUCAAAAGAACCAUCUCACUAGGCAUAUUCGAAUUCACACGGGAGAAAAACCAUUUAAAUGUGAUCAGUGUAUGAAGCAAUUUACACAAAAGAGUGAUCUCACUAGGCAUAUGAGAACUCAUAAGGAUAGUCUGUCUCACUGCUCAGGGUGUCAUCGUGGAUGUUCACAAAAUAUUGAAAAAGAAGCACAUGAAAGAGAGUGUGAACGAAGUCGAUAUGAGUGCUACCUUUGUAACAGAGAUGAAAAUAAGAAGAAGUUUGUUACUGUUGCAAAGAGUGAACUGAAAAUUCAUAUGAGAAUUCAUACUGGAGAAAAGCCAUAUCAAUGUGGUCAGUGUAAGAAGCGAUUUAGUCAAAGUGGAUAUCUCACUAUGCAUAUUCGAACUCACACUGGAGUAAAACCAUAUCAAUGUGAUCAAUGUAAGAAGCGAUUUAGUCGUAAGAAUUAUCUCACUGGGCAUAUUCGAAGUCACACUGGAGAAAAACCAUAUCAAUGUGAUCAAUGUAAGAAACGAUUUAGUCAAAAGGGUAGUCUCACUAAGCAUAUGAGCAUGCAUAAGGAUAGUCUAUUCCACUGUUCAGGGUGUCGUCUUGGAUUUUCACAAAAUAUUGAAAAAGACUUACAUGAAAGAGAGUGUAAUAGACGUCGAUAUGAGUGCUAUCUUUGCAACAGGGAUGAAAAUAAGAAAAAGUUUGUUACUGUUGCAAAGGCUGCAUUAGAAGCACAUAUGAAAAUACAUGCUUAA
Contarinia nasturtii (swede midge) is the source of this 804-nucleotide messenger RNA. RefSeq names its product zinc finger protein 271-like. Bases 1 to 804 code for a protein of 267 amino acids. The record is from RefSeq and is a predicted model, not a curated record. The transcript has a single exon. NCBI's taxonomy places the organism in Eukaryota, Metazoa, Arthropoda, Insecta, Diptera, Cecidomyiidae.